Messenger RNA from Micromonas pusilla CCMP1545, 2424 nucleotides. It is a transcript of the gene SELD, whose product is annotated as selenide, water dikinase. Gene Ontology annotation, biological process: L-selenocysteine biosynthetic process. The record is from RefSeq and is a predicted model, not a curated record. The coding region runs from base 1 to 2424 and encodes 807 amino acids. Gene Ontology annotation, cellular component: cytoplasm. The transcript has a single exon. Lineage: Eukaryota; Viridiplantae; Chlorophyta; Mamiellophyceae; Mamiellales; Mamiellaceae. Gene Ontology annotation, molecular function: selenide, water dikinase activity; ATP binding; oxidoreductase activity.
AUGGGCAAGAUGGACGCCGACACGGGCGGGCCGGUCGUCAAAGACCUCGUCCUCAUCGGCGGCGGGCACUCGCACGUCUACGUGCUCAAGAUGUUCGGCAUGAACAAGCUCCCCGGCGUGCGCGUGACGCUGAUCGCGAAGGACGUGCACACGCCGUACAGCGGGAUGCUCCCGGGGCACGUCGCCGGGCACUACACCUGGGAAGAGUGCCACGUCGAUUUACGGCCGCUGUGCACGUUCGCGGGGCACAGGCUCGUGCACGACGAGGCGAUCGGGAUCGACGCGGCGAACCAGCGCGUGCUCUUGAAGUCGAGGCCGUCGAUUCGCUACGACGCGCUCAGCGUCGACGUCGGCAUCACGCCGUCUUCCGGCGCGGUGACGGGCGCGUCCGCGUUCACGACGCCGGUGAAACCGAUAUUCGGGUUCAGCGCGCGGUGGGAAGCGCUCAUGAGACGCGUGUUGGAGCAAAACACGAAGACGAACGUCGUCGUCGUCGGCGGCGGCGGCGGCGGCGUCGAGCUCGCGCUCGCGAUGCAACACCGACUGCACGAGGAGCUCGAAAACGCGGGAAGGUCGAAAGACCUCGCGUCGUUCGCGAUCGUGACGCGGGGGAAGCUCGUGCCGACGCACGCGGCGAACACGCGAAAUAUAUUCCUCGACGUGUUCGCGUCGAGGGGCGUCGAGGUCGUCGAGGACGACGGCGUGAAAGACGUCGCGAAGGAUAAAGUGCGACUCGCGAGCGGACGAGUGCUCGCCGCAGACGAGUGCAUCUGGUGCACGCAGGCGGCGCCGCAGGCGUGGCCGGGGGAGUCCGGACUCGAGACCGAGGACGGGUUCAUCAGAGUGAACGCGACGUUGGAGUCGACGUCUCAUCCAGGGAUAUUCGCCGCGGGGGACAUCGCGGCGGUGCGAGGGCAUCCGCGACCGAAAGCGGGGGUGUUCGCCGUGCGUCAAGGCCCGCCGCUGGCGGACAACUUGCGGAGAUAUUUACUCGGCGAGCCGCUCGUGGAAUUCACGCCGCAGAAGAAAUUUCUCGGUCUUAUAAGCACGGGGUCCAAGCACGCGAUCGCGUCGCGCGGUUCCAUGAGCUUCGGCGGCGUCUCGAAGACGGGAGCGAUGCUGUGGAAGUGGAAGGACAAGAUCGAUCGGAAGUGGAUGAAAAUGUACCAGGAAAUGCCGGCGAUGCCGGAGCCCGUUCCCGAGGUCGCAGAAGUCGCGCUCGCGUCCGGACCGGCGGCGAUCGCGGCGAUUCAGGCGGUUCCGAUGCGCUGCGGCGGGUGCGGGGCGAAAGUAGGCGCGAGCGUGCUGAGCCGCGUGAUGGCGCGUCUCGACGUGCCCACGCGAGCGGAGGUCGAAGUCGGCCUCGAUCAACCCGACGACGCGGCGGUGAUCACGGUUCCGCCCGGAAAGGUUUCCGUGCAAACCGUCGAUUUUUUCCGUUCCUUCGUGGACGAUCCUUACAUCUUUGGACAAAUAGCCGCGGUACACGCGCUUGGAGAUUCGUGGGCGAUGGGCGCGGAGCCGCACGCCGCGCUCGCGAUCGCGCAGGUGCCGUACGGUCUCGAGUCUCAGGUCGAGGAAGACUUGUUUCAGAUGAUGUCCGGCGCGACGUCCGUCCUCAAAGACGUCGGCUGCGCGCUCGCGGGAGGCCACAGCUGCGAGGGAGCGGAGCUCGCGUUAGGAUUUUCCGUCCACGGCGUCGCCGAUCGCGGGACGCUCAUGCGGAAAGGGGGAAUGAAGUCCGGCGAGGCGCUGAUUUUAACCAAGCCGAUCGGCACCGGGACGCUGUUCGCCGCGGACAUGCGCUCGAAAGCGGAGGGACGCUGGAUAAGCGCCGCGCUCGAUAGCAUGCGUCUACCGAGCGCGACCGCGGCGAAGAUUUUAGUCGACCACGGAGCGAGCGCGUGCACGGACGUCACCGGGUUCGGGCUCCUCGGUCACCUCGUCGAGAUGUGCAAGGGCUCGAACGUCGCGGCGGUGCUCGACCUCGACGCCGUUCCUGUGCUCGACGGCGCGCGAGAGUGCUUGGACCUCGGGAUAACGUCCUCGCUGCAGGCGUCGAACGUGCGGUUAGCCCGCGCGGUCGCGAACCAGGAAGCAAUCGCGAGGAACGCGAUGUACCCUCUGAUAUUCGACCCGCAGACCGCGGGAGGUCUCCUCGCGAGCGUCCCCGCCGACGCCGCGGAGACGUGCGCGGCGGCGCUGAGAGCGGCGGGAUACCCCACCACGUCGAUCAUCGGCGAGACGUUCGCGCGUCUCCCCGCGGUGUCGACCGCGCCCGAGCAGGUCGUGUACGUACAGGACGCAUCGAACCCGUUCGCGUCCUCGGGAGAAGGCGGCGUGCUCGUCGGAUCGUCGAAGCCGGAGCGCGACGCCGGAGCGCGCGAGGGAGCUUUGAAACGAAAAAAGCCGCGUCGCUCGUGA